AUGGCACGUGUUGUACGUCAUUCCAAGUUUCGCCAUGUAUUUGGACAAGCAGCUAAAAAACAAGAGUGUUAUGAAAAUAUACGUAUAACAAAAAGUGCAUGGGAUUCAACGUUUUGUACAGUUAAUCCAAAAUUUCUGGCUAUUAUCACUGAAUCAGCUGGUGGUGGAGCAUUUAUGGUUUUGCCCUUAGAUAAAGUUGGACGACUUGAUCGUGAUGUUCCACUAGUGACUGGUCACAAAGCAGCUGUAUUAGAUAUUCAAUGGUGUCCUCAUAAUGAUAAUGUUAUUGCUAGUGGAUCAGAAGAUUGUACUGUAAAAGUUUGGCAAAUACCUGACCAAGGUUUAUCACAAAAUUUAACACAAUCGUCGGUCGAUCUUGUUGCACAUCAAAGACGUGUUGGACAGGUUCUAUGGCAUCCUUCGGCAUUAAACGUUUUGCUGAGUGCUGGCGGUGAUAUGAAGAUAUUUGUUUGGAAUGUUGGAAAAUCAACAAUAUUGACAACAAUUGACUGUCAUCCAGAAGUGAUAUUAAGCGUUAGCUGGAAAUAUGACGGUAGUCGAAUAGUAACAGCGUGUAAAGAUAAAUAUUUAAGAGUUAUCGAUCCGAGAACUGGAGAAGUUGUUAAAACUGGUCUAGGACAUCAAGGAGCAAAACCAAUGCGUGCAAUUUAUCUUCGUGAUGGACGAAUUUUUACUACUGGAUUUUCGAAAAUGAGUGAAAGACAAUAUGCAUUAUGGGAUGAAACAACAUUAGGAAAUGCAUUAGUGAUGGAAGAGUUAGAUAGUUCAAAUGGUAUUCUAUUUCCGUUUUACGAUGAAGAUACAGGUUUAAUAUUUUUAUGUGGGAAAGGCGAUUCGACUAUUCGGUAUUUUGAAUAUACACCAGACGCACCCUAUAUUCAUUUUAUUAACACAUAUUCGUCAUCCGAUCCACAAAGAGGAAUGGGUGUUAUGCCGAAAAGAGGAAUUAAUACGGGAAUAUGUGAAAUAGCACGCUUUUAUAAACUAUUAAAUACCGGAUUGUGUGAAGUUAUCAGUUUUACAGUCCCAAGAAAGGUUUUCAAACUAGCUUUUACUGAUUUUAGCAUCAAAAAGUAA
This is a messenger RNA of Didymodactylos carnosus, 1098 nucleotides long. Lineage: Eukaryota; Metazoa; Rotifera; Eurotatoria; Philodinida; Philodinidae. The record is from the annotation of a GenBank genome assembly.